UGCUUCAACUCUACACAUUCUCCUAACGAAGGAGCAGGAGAUGCCACUACCAAAAAAGAGUAGAAAAUAAUCUGAAUGGAUGUUUUAUUUCUGAGCAUAUAGUAUUUUUCAUUUGGCCAAGUGACAGGAGCUGAUUAUAUCUUAGAUACAAUUUUUAGAUGGUAACUAUUAUUUGAUAUUUUAACCACUAUAUAGUGUCCUAUACAAUACAUUUAUGAUUAUUUAAUUUAUUGGAACAUGUGCCAGUUAUAUUUUGGUCAGUAAUCAUCCCUUUUUUCUUUAGUUGUUGUGUUGUAAGGAGCAGAUGAUGCCAUGGUUAUUCAAAUUGAAAGAUUUUAUAAAGAUGAUAGUAUUUUAAGUUUUUAGUGUAGACAUUCUAUGCUCCUCUCACUUGUAGGCAUUUUAGAAAUCUACAGUGACAGGACGUUGACAUGGGAUCCUCUGAGAUCAAAAUGAGAUAUUGUGGCCAGAAUAUUGUUUCAUAAACACCCACGUCUCAUAAACUGUAUAACUGCUGUCUAAUAGAUAAUAUUCAUUUUUUAUUUCUAUUAUGUGCAUUAGAGUCUAGAACCUGUCUGUAGUUUAGGGACUUGUUGCAUUUAUGAAGAUUCUAUCAGGUUUCAAAUUAUUGUUUUUUUUUUUACGAAUGUUGUAAUGCUGGGUGGGGUGAUAGCUUGAGUGCAGGGGUAAGAUCCACAUUUAUUGGUCCUUUAUGUGUAAGGAGUUGGGGGAGUGUGUCAAUCUUCUAUUCCUUGAUUGUAGGGGUAUUUGGGAGUUGUGGAGUCAUGUGUUUCCUCGUUUUUCAGCUCUUAGAGUUAUGCUGGGUUUGAGGUUGGGGGGUAUAAGGGAGGAAGCGAUGAAGAUAUGGCAAGCAGUGCCCCAAAAGAUAUUGUUGUCGUUCCUUUGGAGAGAAAGGAACAGGGAUACAUUUGUCGACUAUUGGGUCAAUGGCAACAUGUUGACAAAGGAUAUGGCAACUCAAAUAUUUAAAAUCUUGAAGCAGCCAGAUCUCAAAUACCUCACUCAGGAUGACUUCAAACCCCUCCUUCGAGAACUUUUGGCAACUCAUCCUGGGUUGGAGUUCUUACAGAGCACACCAGAAUUCCAAGAAAGAUAUGCUGAAACCGUAAUAUACAGAAUAUUUUACUACGUGAAUAGAUCGGACAAUGGACAUCUUACCCUCAGGGAGCUGAAACGCGGAAACUUAAUUGCUGCAAUGCUACAUGCAGAUGAAGAAGAGGACAUCAACAAAGUUUUGAGGUACUUCUCUUAUGAACACUUUUAUGUUAUAUAUUGCAAGUUCUGGGAGCUGGAUACCGAUCAUGAUUUCUUGAUUGACAAAGAAAACCUUAUUAGAUAUGGUAACCAUGCACUUACCUACAGGAUUGUUGACAGAAUAUUUUCGCAGGUUCCGAGAAAGUUCAACAGUAAGGUUGAAGGAAAGAUGGGAUAUGAAGAUUUUGUUUACUUCAUAUUGUCGGAGGAGGAUAAAUCAUCUGAGCCUAGUCUUGAGUACUGGUUCAAGUGCAUAGAUUUAGAUGGAAAUGGAGUUCUUACAAGGAAUGAAUUGCAAUUCUUUUAUGAGGAGCAGUUGCAUAGAAUGGAGUGCAUGGCUCAAGAGCCUGUACUUUUUGAGGACAUUUUGUGUCAGAUAGUUGACAUGAUUGGACCAGAGAACGAAAGCUAUCUUACAUUACGUGACUUGAAGGGUAGCAGACUUUCAGGCAGUGUUUUCAAUAUUCUUUUUAACCUCAAUAAAUUCAUGGCCUUCGAAACACGAGACCCAUUUCUGAUUCGUCAGGAGCGCGAGAACCCAACAUUGACAGAGUGGGAUCGCUUUGCACACCGUGAAUACAUUAGGCUUUCAAUGGAGGAAGAUGCUGAAGAUGCCUCCAAUGGAAGUGCUGACGUAUGGGAUGAAUCACUUGAGGCUCCCUUUUGA
Molecule: messenger RNA, 1942 nt
Organism: Ilex paraguariensis (yerba mate)
Lineage: Eukaryota; Viridiplantae; Streptophyta; Magnoliopsida; Aquifoliales; Aquifoliaceae
Source: the annotation of a GenBank genome assembly